AUGGCGGACGUCCGGUCCAAGAACCUCUAUGAGCUUCUUGGAAAUGAUCCCGAGUUAGACCCCAACAGAGAGCCCGAGCCUCCCACGAGGGCCCUAGACAAGCCUACUCCUCGACAUGGCAAGCGUGAUGCUCCCAAGGAAGCCCCUGUCCGCCCCACCGAGGGUGGUGCUCCCCGCCGUACUGGAAAGUUCAGUGGUAACGAGGCCGCUUUCCGUGACCGCACCGCUGGCAGCCGCAACAACCGCGAGAAGCCCGUUGAGGAGGCUGGCAAGGAGCCCAGCAACCGUGGUCCCCGUACCGCUCGCCGUGACCGCCAGUCCCGCACUGGUCAGACUGACACCCGCAAGCAGGUGAACCAGGGCUGGGGUAACCAGGAUGGUGAGAAGACUUGGGAUGAUGAGAGGGCUGGCGAGAACAUUGCCCAGACCGAUGAGAACGAGCCCCAGACCCCCGCUGAGGAGAAGCCCGAGGAGCCCGUUGACAAAUCCAAGUCCUACAACGACUACCUCGCCGAGAAGGCUGCCCGUGGAGACCUGAGCGCGAAGCCCGUCCGCUCUGCUAACGAGGGUGCCAAGACCGACAAGAAGUGGGCUGGUGCCAAGGAGUUCAAGCGUGAUGAGGAGGAGGAAGCCUACAUCAAGGGCAAGGAGGAGAAGGGCAAGCGCGAGAAGCAGCGCAAGGAGAAGAACUUCCUUGACGUCGACAUGCGCUUUGUUGAGGCUCCCCGUGGCGGCUCCGGUGCCCCCCGCGGCCGUGGUGGACGUGGUGGCCGUGGCGGUGCUGGCCGUGGCGACCGUGGCGACCGUAGCGACCGUGGUGCUCCCCGCGGUGACCGUCCUGCCGCCCGUGGAGGCCGUGGUAACGGUCCUCGCAGCGAGCGCCCCGCCCCCGUCACCGUUGACGAGAAGAACUUCCCCAGCCUUGGCGCCAAAUAA
Messenger RNA from Aspergillus calidoustus, 936 nucleotides. The record is from the annotation of a GenBank genome assembly. Lineage: Eukaryota; Fungi; Ascomycota; Eurotiomycetes; Eurotiales; Aspergillaceae.